UCUAAAUUCAACGAGCCAAGAUAACAAGGCCACUAGCUACAAGAUCGAGAUAGUACAAUUCAACGAGCCAAGAUAACCAGGCCACUAGCUACAAGAUCGAGAUAGUAAAACUUUCUUCUCACAGCCACCAUGGUGACAAAUGUUCAAAUCUAAAUGGCUACAUUACGCAUGCGAUCUCACCCCAAAUCGAUCGAUAACUCACUCACAGCCCGUAUAUAAACGUACUACAUGCGUGUAUAGCUAGCUACACGGCGCGCUAUGCAAGCUCCUAAGUUGCACCGCAGGUUGUCAUCAGGCGGGCGCGCGCCUAGCUAGCUAACAUGGUGGCAUCAAGAAGAGCAUCGUCGAUGCGUGUAAGAGCUGCCAUGAAGAUGACAUACCUCCCGGCCUUCGCCGUCGUCUUGCUCUCGGGGUGCGGCCAUGCCUCCUCGAGGUCGCUGCCCUCGGUCACCACCCAUGGCGCCGAUGCACAGCUGGAAGGUGGCCGAGCGGCGCGCGCCAAGCUCGAGCCUCCAACCGCGAAUGCUGAUAAACCGCCGGAGCUCGGAAUCCGCGACAACGGUUCCAUUCAGUCUGAGAAGAAAAAGCGCCAUGCCAAGGCGCCGCCCAAGCACCACGGGCCUGGCAAACACGCUCCCCCGGCCGACCCUUCGCCGCCGGCGCCUGAUCCGGACGGCGGCCAGCCCCCGGAGGUACCUGUUCCGGAGGGCCCGCACGACCAGAACCCGCCGGCGUGGCCGUUCCCGUGGCCGCAGCCGCCACCGGGCAACGACCGGCCGCCUCUGCCUCCGUUCCCGUUCCACCCACCGCCACUUCCUGCAUGGCCGCAACCAGAACCAGGCGAGCAGUGGCCCCCGCUGCCGGCAUGGCCGCAGCCAGAACCAGGAAAGCAGUGGCCCCCGCUUCCUGCAUGGCCGGAGCCAGGACCAGGAGAGCAGUGGCCGCCGUUCCCGGCAUGGCCGCAGCCAGAACCAGGAAAGCAGUGGCCGCCGUUCCCGGCAUGGCCGCAGCCAGAACCAGGAAAGCAGUGGCCGCCGUUCCCGGCAUGGCCACAACCGGAGCCAGGAAAGCAGUGGCCUCCCUUCCCGUUCUACCCGCCGCCGAUGCCGUCAUGGCAGUGGCCGCCAUCACCGUCUUUCCACGGCGAGGAGGAAGAACACGCAUCUAGGCUGGCGCCGCCUGUUCCAGCGCACAACUGAUGCAUGCGUACAGCGCACAGGUACACAAGCGCGCGAUUUUGCCCUCGCGGGAGGACACCAAAUAUUUGUACGACAGGAAUGAAUAGCAAGGAUAUCAAAUAUUAGACCGUGACCACGUAAUCAAUAAAGCUGGCAUAAUUUUAUGUU
This is a messenger RNA of Triticum dicoccoides, 1346 nucleotides long. Its product is annotated as proline-rich protein HaeIII subfamily 1-like. The record is from RefSeq and is a predicted model, not a curated record. The transcript has a single exon. NCBI's taxonomy places the organism in Eukaryota, Viridiplantae, Streptophyta, Magnoliopsida, Poales, Poaceae. Bases 321 to 1199 code for a protein of 292 amino acids.